UAUUUUUGUCGAUGUGGUAUCGGAAAGGUUGUCCUGUAAUGGUCACAACGGUAGGGGUGACGACUCUUGCAGUGCGAUACAAGAGCACGGCGGACUUGUAAUAUUGCGUUUGUCCACAGGAGGUCGCACUACACCAUAAAACUGAUUCAUUGCUUUUUCUUAGAAUAGUUUAAAAAAAAAAGAUUAUUCAAUGUUGUGGGUAAAAAAUGAUUGAAAGAGAUUGUUACUCUUUGCCCCGUAUGGCUUUUUAUUCCUAUCUGAUAAUGCUCAGGACUCAUAUAGGGAUGGAAGCCAUGCAGGGCUGGGGGACUGUGUCGUCAUCGAGACUUGGUACCAACAGCCCUUUUAUAUGCCAGUAAUGUGACUCACAUACACCUGUCCUGGCAUCAGUCCGGGCACAUAUGCCCAUCGAGUCUGGCUGGCUGCAGGGAGAAUAUCUGAUUCUGCUCUGCCAAUCAAGACCACAGACGGUUCUCUGAAGUCUCACACUCGCACACACACACUGGCUGGACAUCUGCUGCCAAGUGAAGCCAAAACAGCUGUUCAUUUGCAUCAGCACCACCAGAAACAGUAUGGUGGACAAAAACAACUGCAAAAACUCCAGGGUGGCGUCUCGUGGGUCAGGAAUAUAAGAUUCCUCUGAUGAAAGAACAAGUACUUCCAGGACAGAGAAGUUAAAACAGAAGAGUCAGAGGACAUGAAGGACCACAUUGAAUAGAUAAGCCCCAUGUUCACAGAGCACUCAUCACCAUCAAAACACAUCACAGAAGAUGAGGAAGAAAAAAUGGCAGAACCGCUAGGUCCCGUGGACUCGACGGAACUAGCAGUUGUGUCAAAACCAGCGGAGAUUGAGAUCGAGACUCCAGACAAGAAGCAGAGGAAGAAAGCAGAGUUUGAAACUUUCCUACAUCCAAUGAUGAAACGAUUUAACAAGGAUCUGCUGGUGGAUGUUGCAACACGGUGGAUACCCACAAGAUGCAGGCAAAGUUAUUGGACAGGCUAUUGCCGACAUCCAUCUCAGAAUACAAGAACCAUCCACCUGCUAAAAUAUGAGGCCAUCUACCCCCCUACAGCCGCUGUCCUGGGGUACUGCAGAGGAGAGCCAGUUUAUUCACGAGACUGUGUGCACACACUCCAUUCUAGAGAUACCAUGCUGAAGGAAGCAAGAACUGUUCGACUAGCAGAUAAUCUGUACAAGGCUUGAAAUGAAAUGAUUACAAAACUAAGGAUAUUAAUAACUGUCUUUACAUUUAUUUUGAAAGAUGAAGCUCGGGAUUUAUGUAAAGGGCGUUACAUUUCCAACGAAUGCUUGCGGUGUCCGGCCAAUCAUAAUGCACUGAGUCAGCCAAUCAAAGCAGACUGCGCUUGUCAAAAGGAGGAGCUUUGUACAAAACUACAUUUGAGAGAGGCGGGGCCUAUGGACCUACAGUAAUGAAAUUUUUUGAACAUUAAAGCAUGUCAUCAUAUUCUGUUACUCCAAAUACACAAAAUAAUGAUGUUUAAAAAAGCAUCAUAUGCCCCUUUUAAGCCCUGUAACAUCUCUUCCCUUUUAAAAAAGUGUGACUAAAUCUGCCCUUUUUUGUUUCACUUUCCUUAUCUUACUUUUAAAUGUUUUUCUGCAUUUAAAAUAAGCAUGUAUUAUCUGUACCUGUGAGCUCCUCAUCACUAUACACAACCUUUUAUAAAUGCAAUAGCUGCAUGUGCAGGGAAUUUUUAAAAUGUCAGCCAUUUAUGUUUAGUAAUUUUUGCAGACUGUAUAUUUGUUUUGCAUUCAUAUACAUAUCUUUAUAGAAUAUGCUGUUGAAAAAAACAUGCAAAUGAACAAAUGGUAUGUUGCAUCUUUUUGUGUCUGUGAAUUAUGAGUUCCAAAUAGGUCUGGAUAGAGUCUUUCUCUCUUUUGAGUCACUUGUCACCAGGAGAUCCGGUAGUGCACAGAAUAGCACUUUUUGCUUGUGAAAACAAAUUUCAUUUGAAAAUAUGUUUCCAACAAAUUAUACAGUUAAUUGUAUAGUUCAUGUUAGUUGGAUUUUGAAUCAGUAAGAUCUAAAAAUAUAAAUAAAAGCAGGCAGGUCUUAAAGUUAUGAAUUUGUAAUAAAGGCGCUUUUCUCUGUUAAUCUUAUGUAACGUCAUCUUAGUUGCACAUUGUAAAUCUGGUUUCUUG
Carassius auratus (goldfish) is the source of this 2161-nucleotide messenger RNA. Its product is annotated as DNA repair protein complementing XP-C cells-like. Gene Ontology annotation, cellular component: nucleotide-excision repair factor 2 complex; nucleus; cytoplasm. The record is from RefSeq and is a predicted model, not a curated record. Gene Ontology annotation, biological process: mismatch repair; nucleotide-excision repair. Gene Ontology annotation, molecular function: single-stranded DNA binding; damaged DNA binding. The transcript is spliced from 7 exons. Lineage: Eukaryota; Metazoa; Chordata; Actinopteri; Cypriniformes; Cyprinidae. Bases 728 to 1204 code for a protein of 158 amino acids.